This is a messenger RNA of Eucalyptus grandis, 1269 nucleotides long. RefSeq names its product DNA oxidative demethylase ALKBH2. The coding region runs from base 143 to 892 and encodes 249 amino acids. NCBI's taxonomy places the organism in Eukaryota, Viridiplantae, Streptophyta, Magnoliopsida, Myrtales, Myrtaceae. The transcript has 4 exons. The record is from RefSeq and is a predicted model, not a curated record. Gene Ontology annotation, biological process: DNA repair.
GCAAGAAAAAGAAAUAAGAGAUGGCAAUGGCAAGCGGCGGUGGAAGAUUCACUGUUGAUUCUCCCGGUCUAAAGAGCUCGACUUUCUCUGCGAGUCUCCGUGAACUUCGCCGGCGACGGAGAAGCUCCGCCGGCGGGGAGACAUGAACAGCUUGAUGCGCAAACUGACGGCGAACGCCGACCCGGCACCGUCGACGUCGAGCCCUUCGGAGUUCGACCCGAGCGAGAGCGUGAGGAAGGGGAAAAGCUUCGAUCUUGGGCAUGGGAGCGAGGUCUUCCACGUGCCCCGCUUCUUCCCGGCGGAGCAGUCGUGGGCAUGGUUCGAUUACCUCAACAAGCACGUCCCUUGGUCCCGACCCACUCUCCGCAUCUUCGGUCGCAAUCUCGUCCAGCCCAGAGAUUCGUGUUAUGUAGCGGCGGAAGGAUUGCCGGCGAUCAGCUAUAACGGGCACUCGCCUCGUGCUUAUUCUUGGGACGAUUUCCCUCCACUCAAGGACAUCUUGGAUGCAGUCCAUAAAGCUCGUCCUGGAAGUAGAUUCAAUAGCUUGGUCCUAAACCGAUACGACGGUAACAAUGAUUAUGUGUCUUGGCAUUCCGAUGACGAGGUGCUCUAUGGACCCACCCCAGAAAUCGCCUCAGUUACGUUUGGAUGCGAACGUGAAUUUUUGCUAAAGAAAAAACCCAGUAAAAUGUCUCCAGCAUCUGGUGAUGAGCCGAAGAGCAAGCGACUAAGGAAGAGCCAUGACCCCGAUCAGCACUCUUUCGUACUAAAACAUGGAUCGCUCCUCGUAAUGAAAGGCUACACUCAGCGGGAUUGGCUUCACUCGGUGCCAAAGCGAGCAAAACCGAUGUCUAUUCGAAUCAAUCUCACCUUCAGGUGUGUCCUACGAUAGCUCUGCCGUCAAGCACAUAAUUAUUUUUCUCUGCUCCUGUUAGAUGUUGGCUUGGCUGUCAACAAGUUUUGAGAAAGCAACUGUCUAUGGCGACUGCUUCUGUACAUGUCAAAGUGUGAAGGAAGUGGAACCAGAGCAGCAUGUGUUUAUAAGUUUCGACCUACAGGUGUUAAAUUGACUUAGGUUGCUCUGUCUUCAUUUUGGCUAAUAUCAAGAACUUGAAGUCGUGAUUUUUUAUUCCAUAGCUAUAUUUAGUCUGUCAAUACUUCUGUUAAACGAUCGCCUUGUAGUAUAUGGCUUCUCGUACUUCCGCAAUUGGUCUAUUUUCUUUUCUAGAAAAUGUAUCUGGCAAACUAAGAGAUGUUUGGUGAUUCUCU